Messenger RNA from Penicillium nucicola, 195 nucleotides. RefSeq lists its product as uncharacterized. The coding region runs from base 1 to 195 and encodes 64 amino acids. The record is from RefSeq and is a predicted model, not a curated record. The transcript has a single exon. Lineage: Eukaryota; Fungi; Ascomycota; Eurotiomycetes; Eurotiales; Aspergillaceae.
AUGUCGAAGGUGCUUCCCUUUAUUUUCAAAGUAUGGAUGUUGUUUAUCUUUGAGGCUUUGGCACCGUUGUGUGAUGAGGCUCUUGUUGCUGCUGCUGCUGCUGAGCUUGCGGCAUUGUUGAUAGGGCUGGAUUCUGAGGUUCGGACUUCUGAUUGGAUUAUUGCUGGGACUGAGGUAGCUUCUGAUGGUCCUUGA